Orycteropus afer afer is the source of this 945-nucleotide messenger RNA. RefSeq names its product olfactory receptor 52B4-like. The coding region runs from base 1 to 945 and encodes 314 amino acids. The transcript has a single exon. Gene Ontology annotation, biological process: G protein-coupled receptor signaling pathway. The record is from RefSeq and is a predicted model, not a curated record. NCBI's taxonomy places the organism in Eukaryota, Metazoa, Chordata, Mammalia, Tubulidentata, Orycteropodidae. Gene Ontology annotation, molecular function: G protein-coupled receptor activity; olfactory receptor activity. Gene Ontology annotation, cellular component: membrane.
AUGACUACCUUAAACCACACUGGUAUGAGUCACACAAUUUUCCGAUUGCUGGGCAUCCCUGGACUAGAGAACCAGCACAUAUGGAUUUCUAUCCCUUUUGCCAUUUCCUAUGUCACUGCACUACUUGGGAACAGCCUGCUCAUCUUCAUUAUCCUCACAAGGUGCAGCCUCCAUGAACCCAUGUACCUCUUUUUCUGCAUGCUGUCGAUAGCAGACAUUGUCCUGUCCACCUGCAUAGUACCUCAGGCCUUGGCAAUUUUCUGGUUCCAUGCUGGGAAGAUCUCCUUGGACUGCUGCAUCACUCAGGUCUUCUUCAUCACUUCCACCUUUAUCUCUGAGUCAGGGAUCUUGCUGGUGAUGGCAUUUGACCGCUACAUUGCCAUAUGCUACCCACUGAGAUACACCACUAUUCUUACAUAUGCCCUGAUUGGGAAAAUUGGUUUAACCAUCUUUCUAAGAGGUUAUGGCACAGUUUUACCCAUAGUAUUUCUUCUGAAAAGACUGACUUUCUGCAGAAGUAACAUCCUCCCAAACAUUGCUUGUAAGCACAUUGUCUUGGCUCGUAUUUCUUGUGAUGAUAUCCAAGUAAACAUAUGGUAUGGGUUUUUUGUAUUAAUGUCAACCUUGGUCUUAGAUGUAAUGCUUAUUUUUGUUUCUUAUGUGCUCAUUCUCCAUGCUGUCUUCCAUAUGCCUUCCCAAAACACUCGUCACAAAGCUCUGAAUACCUGUGGUGCCCACGUCUGUGUCAUCAUCCUCUUUUAUGGGCCUGGGAUCUUCUCAGUCCUCACUCAGCGGUUUGGACACCACAUCUCACCCCAUAUCCAUGUCCUGUUGGCCAGUGCAUAUAUCCUUGUUCCACCUACGCUGAAUCCCAUAAUUUAUGGGAUUAAGACCAAACAGAUCCGGGACCAGGUGGUUCAUGUGUUCUUUACAAAGCAGACCUGA